This is a messenger RNA of Linum tenue, 5207 nucleotides long. Lineage: Eukaryota; Viridiplantae; Streptophyta; Magnoliopsida; Malpighiales; Linaceae. The record is from the annotation of a GenBank genome assembly.
AGAGAGAAGAGGCGAUUCUGUUUUAUUUUUUAAUUAAAAUUAUUUUCCAAUCUAAAAUUUUUUCCUCCCGUUCUUCCCUCACCUUUUCACACCACCCCUGGAAGAACAAGAAAAGGAGACGAACGAAAGAAAUUCAAACAGGACCAUCAACGAGAACGAAGGCAGCAGAGUAUAAGGAAGAAGAAGGUCACAGAAGGAGCUGUGAAGGAAGGAAGAAACGACGAUAGGCUUUGGCCACUUUGCUCUGCUUUCGUUUUCUGAUCUCGAGAGAGGGAGAGAGAGGGGGUCUCUUCUUUUUUGGAACUGUGAUUCAGCAAAUGUAGGAGCUUCCACAGUGGAGAAGGGAAGAAGGAAAAACGGAAGGUUCCAGAAGUUUUGGCUCCUGACCGCAGCAGUGGUGGUGUGCCUUCUCGCGAUUCGGAGGAGGGAAGGCAGAUAAAUGUCUUCGUCUGCGUUCAGUCCGUCGCGGGGUAGUCCGGUCGCCUCCAGGUUACAGAGGGAGCAGCACUUUGUUCUAAUCGGGAGCUCCAGGCUGAGAUCCUCUUCCCUGAGGAAGCCGCCGGAGCCUCUGCGGAGAGCCAUCGCUGACUGUCUGUCGUCUUCCGCCUCCGCAUCGGGUUCUGCUGGCGGGGGCGCUGUCGCCGGCUUGCACCAUGGCAGCCCCUCCGUGGUGUUGUUCGACGCUUCCAGGACUCUCCGUGAUUACUUGGCAUCCCCUGCAACCACUGACCUGGCAUAUUGUGUAAUUUUGGAACACACGAUUGCUGAGAGAGAGCGCAGCCCUGCAGUAGUCGCGAGGUGUGUGGGACUUCUGAAGCGGUACCUUAUAAGAUAUAAACCGAGCGAGGAGACGUUACUUCAGAUUGACCGAUUUUGUGUGAAUACAAUCUCUGAGUGUGAUAACAGUGCAAGUCGAAGAUCAGCAACGUUAUCACAGUCGACAGCUCAGCAAUCUGUUGCUUCUGCACAUAAUUUGCCUUCUCUUCCUGUUUCUAGUUUUGCUUCCGGAGCACUUGUAAAGUCGUUAAAUUACAUACGUUCUCUAGUGGCUCAACAUGUUCCAAAGAGGUCAUUUCAACCGGCAGCAUUUGCUGGGUCCCCAUCUGCAUCAAGACAGGCACUUCCUGCAUUAUCUUCAUUUUUGCGUAAAUCCUUUAACUCCCAAUUAAGCCCUGCAAAUAAUGUUGAAUCUUCAGACAUCAGAGAUGCGGCUACUUUGCCUGUUUCACACUUUUCAAAGAUGGAAAAAGUUGAUGUAAUGGAGGACAUUGAUCACAUUGCAUAUGAUGCUUUAAACUGGCGUUGGGCUGGAGAUCAUCGGUUUUCAGUAUUGUCCACUGAAAGUGAUCGUGCUUCUGUUCUUGAGGAUAUGCGCACACAUACUUUGCUAGAGUUGGGUGCUGCAGCACUGCUAGUUGGAGACAUGGAAGCUAAGAUGAAGGAUCAACCCUGGAAAUAUUUUGGCACUGCUGAUAUGCCCUAUCUUGACCAGCUGUUGCAGCCUUCUUCAGUCUCUACAAUUACAAUUUCAGCUUCUGCUCGUUCCCACUUACGAGCAAUAACAGCAUCUAAGCGCUGUAAAGCAGAACCACAUCAGAUAUGGGAAGAUUCUCCUUUAAGCACUUUCCGCCCAAGAGCUCGGCCACUUUUCCAGUACCGGCAUUACAGUGAACAGCAACCCUUACGAUUAAAUCCAGCGGAGGUAUGUGAGGUUAUUGCUGCCGUUGGGUCUGAGGCUUAUACUCCAAUGGCUACUCCUGCACUAUCGUCUAGAUUAAGUAAUAACACUGGAAAGCCAUCGAUGGAUGUGGCUGUGAGCGUACUUAUUAAGCUUAUCAUUGAUAUGUAUGUAUUGGAUCCUGGGACUGCUGCUCCACUGAUGUUGUCUAUGCUUGAGGAGAUGCUUUUAUCUCCAAAAGCAGCAUGCCGAGUUCGUGCAUUUGAUUUAAUUUUGAACCUCGGUGUUCAUGCUCAUUUAUUGGAACCAAUGAUGGUUGGUGAUACUACAACAAUUGAAGAAGAGUAUGCACAAGAAUCCUUUCCCGAGACUGAAGACAAACUUCCAACACCAGAUAAUAGGAAAACAAAUUCUGUUGACAAGAUGGACGCUUCAUCAGCUAUUGAUAAGUUUGAAUCUUGGAUCUUAAACAUCUUGUAUGAAACACUUUUGCUUCUUGUCCAGGUACAAUUGCAGUUAUUGCCAUGACAGAGGAGCACGAAGAGUCUGUCUGGGCUUCGGCACUAAGCUGUUUGCUGUAUUUCGUCUGUGAUAGAGGGAAAAUUUUGAGAGAUCGGCUAGAAGGCCUGGAUAUAAGGGUCAUUAAAGCAUUCAUAAUGACAAGCAGGACAAAUUCAUGGGCUGAAAUAGUGCAUAGCAAGCUUAUUAGCAUGUUAACAAACAUAUUCUAUCAAAUUCCAGAUGAGUCUGUUGAGGCUGUUCUGAGCUCUCCUGUGUUUCUCAUAGACCAGAUUGAUUUAAUUGGAGGGAUUGAGUUCAUUUUCAUUGAGUAUUCUCUCGCUAAUUUGAGGGAGGAUAGGAGAAACCUCUAUUUGGUUCUUUUUGAUUAUGUUUUGCACCAAAUCAAUCAAGCAUGUGCAACUGCUGGAGUUUCCGAAUAUAGCAAUGAUGAGAUCCAACCUCUUGCAACCUUGUUUUCUCUUGUCGAUGCACCUGAAGCUUUUUAUAUUUCCGUUAAACUUGGAGUAGAAGGGAUUGCGGAGCUUUUGAGAAGAUCAAUUUCUGCUGCACUCGCUAGAUAUUCAAACAAUGAAAGGUUAAAUAUGCUCUUGAAGAAUAUAACAGAGACAUUUGAUAUGGUAAUCAAUUCUUUUACUCGUGUUGACAAGGAUUUCUUCCAUCUCAUACAAGUAACCAAGCGCGACAAGUUUCUAGAGGGAAUUCAAAGUGAGAGCCCACGAAAUGGCAUUGUCAUGAAAGCUAAGCUCUCAUGGGCCACUCUGCACUCGCUUCUUCAUUCUGAUAGAAUCGCAUGUCGUCAGAAUGGCUACAUCUGGUUAGGUGACUUGCUUAUUUCAGAGAUUAGCGAGGGAAAAGAGGCUAGACUAUUGUCAAAUAUUAUUGCAUUGCAGCAUAAAAUCAUGCAUGCUGGUGUCUGUGAUGAUAUGGCAACUGCUGCAGAUGUCCCUCUGUCCAUUUGGCUGAUGUGUGGACUUCUUAAGUCCAAGCAUAACGUUAUUAGAUGGGGCUUUCUAUUUGUUAUUGAUCGAUUUCUCAUGCGCUGCAAAUUUUUGUUGGAUGAGAAUGAAAUGCAACAUUCUGGUGUUAGUAACGUUACCGGCGGAGAUGCAGAUAGCCGGCUUGAGAAAGCAAAUGCAGUUGUUGAUAUCAUGAGCAGUGCCUUAUCCUUGGUGGCCCAGAUUAAUGAAACAGAUCGCUUCAAUAUUUUGAAGAUGUGUGAUAUAUUGUUUUCGCAAUUAUGCCUCAAAGUUCACCCUCUUUCUGCCAUGCCUUAUGGAGAACAUGUACGCCGUGACAUAGUUCAUGUUGGCAUGGAGAAAGGUGAAAAAGUCGAUUCAAAUGACCACAUCUCUCAACCAGAGAAUCACUCGACAGAUAUUUCAGAGGAAAGGAAUAGCAAAUUUAGUUACAGUACUAGCAGUUCUCUGGUGCGUGAGACGGCUUCGAUGGCUGCAAUGCUUCUCCAAGGGCGGGCUAUUGUUCCCAUGCAAUUAGUUGCCCGGGUCCCUGCUGCUUUAUUUUAUUGGCCAUUGAUUCAACUAGCUGGUGCGGCAACAGAUGAUAUAGCACUGGGUGUUGCAGUUGGAAGCAAAGGAAGAGGAAACCUUCCAGGCGCUGCAUCUGACAUAAGGGCUACUCUUUUAUUACUUUUAAUUGGUAAAUGCACAGUUGAUCCUUCUGCUUUUGAAGAAGUUGGCGGGGAAGAAUUUUUUAGGGAACUUUUGGAUGAUACGGAUUCAAGGGUUGCAUAUUACUCUUCUGCAUUUCUCCUGAAGAGAAUGAUGACAGAAAAACCAGAUGAGUACCAGCACAUGCUUCAGAAUCUCAUAUUUAAAGCUCAGCAGAGCAACAACGAGAAGCUGUUGGAAAAUCCCUACUUGCAGAUGCGUGGCAUACUUCAGCUGUCAAAUUAUGGGCUAAUCUAAAAGUGUUCUUUCUGGACCUUCUGUACAUUUUAUUCUCGGAGAGAGCAGUUCUGCAGUAGUAGUUGGAUGCUCUCAGAUGUUGAUGAUACAUCCGACAAGCUUGACCCAUUGAGAUCUGUUCGAAGUUUCCGAGGAGAAAAGUGGAUUAAGCUCAGACUUCUUCGACAAGACUGUCAGAUCUCGUGUUCUCGUAGUCAUUCAAAGAUACCAAGAAUAGGGUCCCUGAUACUUUGUUCUCGUUCCCCUGCUCAAACUUGAAAAUAUGGGCAUUGAUGCAACACAAGUAGGUCAUUGCAGUGGAUUAUUGUGCAGCAGCAGCGGCAGCAUAGCUUGUCCACCAAAGAUGAACUCCUCCCCUUUCGAUUGCUCCAUGACUUGGAGAUAGUGGGUGUAGAUGAUAAGCCUACGGUCCAAGACUCCAUGGCUGUACACUAGAUACCCCUACUAUCAUACGAAAGCCUUCAAUACGGAGAACAGGUUGCAAGAUAUCCUGGUGCCCUCCGGUCACUCCACAUUUUUCCAUUUGAUGUUGCGACUCAGGACAUUCCAAAAUCAUUUCCAGUUUCCGGUGUGCAAUAUAUAUAGACAGAGGCCAACUUUCUGGGCCAAACUGAUCUGUACAGAAAUCCUAUUCCUGCUGGCUUUUCAUAUUUCCAGAAAAGUCAGAUGGGGGAGGGGCAACCGUACUAGUUCUGGCUUUAUUUUUAAAACAGCCAUCCAUUACCCAUAUGAUAAUAAGAACCUACACCUCUAAUCCCUUUUUUGAUCCCGGAGAGGUUUUUUUCCAGCCGAGGGUACCAAAUUCAACAAUGGCUGUAACCUGUAACAUCAUCUUCCUUAGUGUGCCUACCUGGUAUGUUCUUUUUGUCCCCCUUUAUUGAUGUUUGGUCCUAGUGUAUUAUUUGUUUUUGGACACUGUAAAUAUUCUAGUGUCUUAUUACCUAAUUUUGGCACAGCUUUGCCUCUUUCUAGUCCGGCUUUUGUUGUAUGAUAGCUUGUUGAGAAAUUUUUUUGUUCUUGUUGUAUUGUAAUGAAAUUUUCUGGAUGCAACGAGAGCUGGUUUUGAAUGUCGAGAUUAUUUU